Molecule: messenger RNA, 1878 nt
Organism: Dichotomopilus funicola
Lineage: Eukaryota; Fungi; Ascomycota; Sordariomycetes; Sordariales; Chaetomiaceae
Exons: 2
Coding region: 1-1878 (625 amino acids)
Biological process (GO): regulation of DNA-templated transcription
Molecular function (GO): zinc ion binding; DNA-binding transcription factor activity, RNA polymerase II-specific
Source: RefSeq, a predicted model, not a curated record
AUGUCUGCGAUGUCUCCCAACAGUAUUGGGAAUGGGCUUGCGGGUUUGCACAGCGGGAGCAUAUCACCCCGCACGGUCGUUGCACCCAAAACUAUUCAAUUUGUUCUCGUUCUCCCGAACUCACCAUAUCAAGCGCGGCUCCCACUGCGCGUAUCUAUCUAUCUCCAUGAUACGACCGAUUCCAUCAUCACGACGGUCAAAAAUUUCUACGGUCUCUAUUCCGGGCCCAGUAUCUCCAAGGGCGUCAGUUUCGAAGACGAGGAUGGAAACACUCUUAUUGCCCGGUACGAGAACUUCAAGGAUAACAUGAUCGUCCGCGUGCGCGUGAUCGAUGAGCCCCUUGGGCCCGAUUACCAUGCUGCUCUGGGCGGCACCCCCAGCUACUACCACGCCGGCGGCUACCAAAGCCAUGCCCCCCAUCAACCAGACUCCCACGCCCCACGUCCCGCAUCGAGGGCAUCGCGCGUCCGCAGCCCGUCUCCAAACUCUGGCCGUGGGCGUCGCAGCGCCUCGACAGGUGCCGGAAACGGUGCCAGUAAGAAGGGCCGCUCUCGCUCGUCCAAAAACCGCACACAAACCAACGGUGAUAGUCAUACCGAAAGCGUCAAUGGCUACAGCAGCGGUGGUGAUGGCGCCAAUAGCUCAUUCAGCCGAAGCAAGGAACAAAUCGGCAACACUGAGAUCAGUGUUGAGAACAUCGUUGAGGGCGGCCGUCGCAAGCGCACCAAAUUCGAGAGUUCGGAACUGCCUCUAUUUGCCCCUCCUCAGAUGCCUGCGUCGACUUCGAACCCUUCCGUUUCUCCAGCCCGCCGAGUUGAUCCCCACCGUGGCCCUCCGCCCUUUGUUACCUCGACGCAAAACCCCUUCAGCCAUCCCCACCCGCUACACUCCCCACGGGCAUUCAUGAAUGGCUACGCACAGUCUGGGAUGUUUGCCACUCCCAGCAACGACAAUCGCCGUAGCCGGGGUAGCUACGGGUCGUUCCCCGGGCAAGGAGAUAAUGAAGUCAUGCCGACUCCGGAGCCAACAGUGCGCAGUGCCGUGUCUGAAGAGGACAAGGACGUCGCGAUGCAGCUUAUGCGGAUGUCAACCCAUGGCCGGGCCUCGGGGUCAGGCCAAGAUGAUUCCCUCAGCGGGAAGGCAGAUGCUGCCUCCUCUGCCGGCGCAACAAGCGAUGCCGAGAGCUCUGGUGAAGAGGAGGUGCCCGCCCCGAGGAGGCAAAAGCUCGACGCCUCUGGGAACCACAGGAGUGUAUUCGGCACCACAGAAAGCCAUUUCGUCGCCCCUAGGGAAAGCACUGAGGCUAGUGUUGACGAUACCUACAGCUCAGAUAGUGGCGAGAACAGUGGGAUGGGUAUCCCGCUCGUGAAGGGAACAAAGCUCAAGGCUAAUACCCUAGUCGGUGCCAAGCCUCCGCACAAGGCCAAGUCGUCGGCGAAGCUGCCCAAGCCCAAGGUCAAGAAACCAGUCAGCACUGCCCCCGGACCUAUGACGCCGGCCUCUCUUCCGGCGUCCCGGAAACAAUCCAUCUCUUCCAUCCCCACAUUUCCCUUGGGCCCCGGUGAGGAGGAGCAACCGGAUCUUUCCACGAAACCACGGUGCCAGCGCUGCCGCAAGAGCAAGAAGGGAUGUGACAGGCAGCGCCCCUGCGGCCGGUGCAGGGAUGCCGGUAUCCCCGCCGAGCUCUGCAUCAGCGAGGACGAAGGCAACGGCCGCAAGGGUCGGUAUGGUCGGCACAUGGGCGUCCCCAUUAAGAAGGAAGAGAUGCCGCCGCCGCCUACCAACCUGUUGCCCGCCGCACCCAUCGCUCCUGAUAUGCUGGCCCUCGCCAUGGCGUCGCCAGGCCUGUUGGAUAAGAAUAAGAAGCGUAAGAGGUAG